UCUGUUUUAUAAAAUGUAUUUUCAUCUAUAGAGCAUGCAAAGCUCAUAUAAAUAGUGCAACAGAGACGGUAGAAACAGAGACACCGCUCCACAACUCCUCGAUAAGGCAAAGCACAGAAAAGAUCAGACCGACCCGGAAGAAGCAAACAGUGGCUUUCUCUUCUCCUGGAUCUAUGGGGAUGGAAGUUAUUGAUAUUUGUAUGGACAAAGAGCUUGAUAGCGUUGUGAACGUUCAGGAUGUUAUUUCACAGGAUCUAAGUAGUAAUCAAGAUGUCGAUCAUGAGCAUGCUAGUGUGGAAGGAGAAACCAGUAUGCCGGAAGAGAAUUCUGAAGGAAAGGAGUAUGAAGUGAAGGAGUGCACUGCUGAAACAUCAAUUCCGAUUUCUAGACCUCCUGAAGAUGAUAAGUUUAAGGAACAUGAUGAGCCGAGCUCGAAAUCUGAGAUUAUGUUGCCCGAGAAGGAUAUUGACUCUGAAGUUUCAAAAGCAGCCGAUAUUAACCCAAAAUCAGGAGCUUCUGUAAAAACUGCAACCAAAUCGGUUGCUGGAAACUGCAAAACAAAGUUCACAGUUCCUCAGCCGUUUGCUCUGGCAACUGAAAAACGUGCUUCUAAUGGAAACCGUCUUGUUGGGAAUGAUGUGGAUAACAUCACACCUGUGAAUAAGCCAUCUCAAACAAACACCUUGCAACACCCAACCGGUACCAAACAAAAUCAGUUAGUCUUACCCGUGGCAACAAGAAAGCCACUGCAACCUGAUAACAAGAAGCAUCCCGAUGAUGAAGAUUCAUGCUCAAUUACUUCUUUUACUGCAUCGGGAAGAAAACCUAGGGCAACUGUUGCAUCAGCUCCAGUAUUUAGAUGCACCAAACGUGCAGAGAGAAGGAAGGAGUUUUACUCGAAGUUGGAGGAGAAACAUCAAGCUCUGGAGGCUGAGAAAAGUGAAUCGGAGGCAAGAACAAAGGAAGAGACUGAAGUAGCUAUAAAGCAACUGAGGAAGAGUUUAUUAUUUAAAGCAAACCCGAUGCCAAGCUUCUACCAUGAUGGACCACCGGCCAAGAUUGAACUAAAGAAGGCCCCACCAACUCGUGCAAAAUCACCAAAGUUGGGAAGAAGAAAGAGCUGCAGUGAUGCAGCUGGUUCAGACAAAGGGACAGGAGACAGCGGCCAAGCAAAUCGUCACAGUCUUGGCGUUUAUAGGGACAGUACCAUGUUCGCUUCAAAGAGUAGAAAACACUGUGCCGAUGUCCAAAAUGGCACUGAAACUUUCGAACUAGAAGAUGAUCCCAACCACAACAAAGCGGACACAACCGAGUCCGUUGUGUCUGAGAGACAUCAAGAGAUAAAUGUUGGCAUUGCUGUUCAUUCUUGAUUCAUCAGUGAGUUUUUCUCCUAAUUUAAUAAGUGGAAAGCCUCUCUCCUUUCAUCUGUUUCUCUUCUUGUGGUGCUUUUGGUUGCUGUAUCAAGCUCUUGACCCCUCUGCAGUGGUCUGUUUAUGUUAAUUUAUGGAAGUGUAAAUUUUCUCCUUUAAGUUAUAUGCCCAUCCAUAUAUAUUGUGUGAAGAAGAACUCAACCUCACCAUGUUGUAAUUACAUUCAUUUCUAUGUAAAAAAAAAAAAAAAAAAAAAAAAAAAAAAAAAAAAAAAAAAAGAAACUUGCUACACCUGCUGUAAUGUAGUCUUAUGUAUGUAUGUAAUUUAUUUUGACUCUCCCAUACUCGAGAAUAAAGUGACAUUUUUCGGUAUUCGCUCCA
Molecule: messenger RNA, 1751 nt
Organism: Ipomoea nil (Japanese morning glory)
Lineage: Eukaryota; Viridiplantae; Streptophyta; Magnoliopsida; Solanales; Convolvulaceae
Product: protein WVD2-like 3
Exons: 7
Coding region: 174-1370 (398 amino acids)
Biological process (GO): microtubule cytoskeleton organization
Molecular function (GO): microtubule binding
Source: RefSeq, a predicted model, not a curated record